Molecule: messenger RNA, 1250 nt
Organism: Gekko japonicus
Lineage: Eukaryota; Metazoa; Chordata; Lepidosauria; Squamata; Gekkonidae
Gene: PIPOX
Product: pipecolic acid oxidase
Exons: 8
Coding region: 19-1212 (397 amino acids)
Cellular component (GO): peroxisome
Molecular function (GO): sarcosine oxidase activity; L-pipecolate oxidase activity; flavin adenine dinucleotide binding
Source: RefSeq, a predicted model, not a curated record
AGGGGGCGAGAGUCCAGCAUGGCCGUCCGAGAGAACUCCAGCCCGAGCUGCCUCUACGACGCCGUGGUGGUGGGAGCCGGGAUCCAGGGUUCCUUCACCGCUUAUCACCUGGCCAAACGGGGACAGAAGACCCUCCUGCUGGAGCAGUUCCCUCUGCCCCACACGCGGGGGAGUUCCCACGGGCAGAGCCGCAUCAUCCGCAGUGCCUACCCCCAGGACUACUAUGUGGCCAUGAUGAAAAGGGCUUAUCAGCUGUGGGCAGAGCUGGAGGCUGAGGCUGGUACCCCACUCCAAAGACCAACCCCGAUGCUGGUUCUGGGGCGGCAGCAGAACCCCGAGUUCCAGAGCUACUGGCAGACCAUGCAGCGCCUUGACAUCCCCCACGAAACUUUCACUCCACAAGCCCUGGCGCAAAAGUACCCGGAGAUCCGUCCUCACGGCGGGGAGAUGGCUGUGGCAGACCUGACGGCAGGGGUCCUGUACCCCGACAAAGCACUGAAAGCUGUCCAGGAGCAGUUCCGACGCAGUGGAGGAACCGUGCGGGAUGGUGAAAAGGUGCUCGCCAUCCUUCCUGGGAGUGCGGUCACGAUAACAACCAACCGUGGGGAGUACCGGGCGAAACGCCUUGUGGUCACGGCAGGGCCAUGGAGCAGCCGCCUCCUGGAUCCACUGGGAGUGCAGCUGCCUCUCCAGCCCCUGCGCAUCCAUGUCUACUACUGGCGAGCAAAAGAUUCUGGCACUCGCAGCCAUGUGGAACACCUACCUUGUUUUCUGGGCAUCAACCUCAACCAGGACGCGCACCACAUCUACGGGUUGCCAACGGAUGAAUACCCAGGCCUUGUCAAGAUCUGCUAUCACCAUGGGAGCCCUGUGGAACCCGAUCGACCCGAUCAACUGGACCGGGCCUCCACCGUGCCUGACCUCCAGAUCCUCCAAGGUUUUGUGAGGAACUAUCUGCCGGGGCUCGAUCCUGAACCUGCCGUACAGGAGCACUGCUUGUAUACAAACACUCCUGAUGAGGACUUCAUCUUGGAUCGGCACCCACGGUUUAACAACAUCGUCAUUGGGGCAGGAUUCUCAGGCCACGGGUUCAAAUUUGCCCCAGUCGUCGGAGAGAUCCUUUGCCAGCUGAGCCUGGGGGAGGAGCCCCCUUACAAUCUGGCGCAUUUCCGGAUAAGCCGCUUCCCGGCCUCCCCCAAAGCCGCCCUGUGAAGGCCACCGUCUUCAGUGAGACGAAGACCAAGAGCACU